AUGGCUACGUACACAGCUGACGACGACUACGAUUUCCUCUACAAAGUGGUCCUAAUCGGAGACUCCGGCGUCGGAAAAUCAAACCUCCUCUCUCGCUUCACCCGCAACGAGUUCAGCCUCGAGUCAAAAUCCACCAUCGGCGUCGAAUUCGCCACCAGAACCAUCCACGUGGACGAUAAAAUCAUCAAAGCUGGACACCGCAGGCCAAGAAAGAAGAUACAGAGCGAUCACUAG
This is a messenger RNA of Eruca vesicaria subsp. sativa (arugula), 234 nucleotides long. The record is from the annotation of a GenBank genome assembly. NCBI's taxonomy places the organism in Eukaryota, Viridiplantae, Streptophyta, Magnoliopsida, Brassicales, Brassicaceae.